Messenger RNA from Monodelphis domestica (gray short-tailed opossum), 4117 nucleotides. RefSeq names its product transmembrane protein 72 (gene TMEM72). Lineage: Eukaryota; Metazoa; Chordata; Mammalia; Didelphimorphia; Didelphidae. The record is from RefSeq and is a predicted model, not a curated record.
AAUCAGAUUGAUCUACAGUCCAACAGCAACUCCAAAGUGAAUCUGGGGGUGGGGGGAGCCACAGUGUAUCCAGCAGCACAUAGCUGCAGCCUCUGAAAGGAAUUCUGACAAGGUAAUUAUUAAGCACAAUCAUUGAGACAGCGUAGGAAGGGGGAGCGAGGCUGAGAGCAGGAAAGGUGAUUUUUAUUCACACUUCUGGGAGGGAACCCAAGCGGCAUUAGCUGGCUGGAUGUAGCCACAACCUGUUUGGCUUCCACUCUGCCCUCGGGGCCUCCGCAGGCACGGUCCUCUAGGAAACCAAAUGGGAGGGGACGCCUCUUUCAGAAAGGUCAUUGGGACUCUGGGAGCUCCUGCGGGUCCCUGCGUUCUUCUGAGGAGACAUGCAGGCAAGAGCCAGGGCUAGUUAGCAAGGGCAGCCUGGGCUGCCUCUCCUGGCUGGCCGCCCCCACUUCAAGGACAAGGAUGAAGCGGCAGGCAUUUUGGACUGGACUGGAGUACUCCUGUCGAUUCUUGGGCAUCUCCACAGCAGCAGUGCUAAUCGGCGUGGGAAUUGAAACUUUACUCCAAGGACAAUUCAAAAGCCUGGCUUUCUAUCUUCUAUUUUCAGGGACCGCAGUCUCUAUAUGUGAAGGGUCUUACUUUGUGGCUAAACUGCUUUCAAUCUGCUUCAGGUGCCAACCAGAAUCUCUGGCCUAUGUCUUAUGGGAAAAGGCCUGCAAGCUGGGUUGCUUCCAGAAAUUCCUGGGCUAUGUGCUGCUUUCUGUUGCCUGCUUUUUGCAUCCAGUGCUGGUCUGGCACGUGACCAUCCCAGGGUCUAUGCUGAUCAUCACUGGUCUGGCAUACUUCCUCCUGAGCAAACGUAAGAAAAACAAAACUGGUUGUACUCCAGAGCAAUACACAGACCCCUCUGCUAGUGCUGUGAGCACCACAGGACACGGGGAUACCGAGCAAACAUACACCUUCCACAGCUCCUUCAGGGAAGAGCCAACCUCCCUCUUUGUCCGUAUGAAAAGCAUCUUGAAGGGGAACCAGAAGUCUCCCCCAGCCAGGCCUCCAGACACACUGAUGGAGCUGGUUCUGGAGCCAGCUGAUUUGCUGCCUGGAAAAAAGCAGGUGCACUUUGAAGAGAAGGUGGUCAAAAUCAUCCCCUCUAUCACCGAGAGCCUGGAUGACAGAGACAGUGAACCAGAGGAAACCACAUCUGAUACGGUGCCCAUCAUUCCCCCUCCAGAGGCCCCUCUUCUUAUGUCCUCUCUUGCAUCCACAGGCUUGUUUUGAAGAGUAUUUAGGAUUCCCCUUCCAUUACUCAUCACAGAGGGCCCAAAAGGGAUUCCCCCAAAAGUUUCAAUUCAUAUUCCCACUCCUGUAAGAGCCUUUGAGUUUCAAAGACUCUCCAAGGAAUUUAUGAGGUUUCAGAAGGAUUUGGGUGUCAGAGGUCCCCAUGGAACUUAUGGAGUCUCCAAGGAUAACCCUACAAAGAUGGACCAGCAUCCCCUGAUGUAUGGUUAAUAAAGCUCAUUUCCUCUUAUUUUAGAUUUUAGGUUGAAAUCUGGCCUCACACACUUUCUAAUUAUGUGACCCUGGGCAAGUCACUUAACCCCAUUUGCCUAACCCUUACUCUUCUGUCUUGGAUUUAAAGGACUUUUAAAAAAGACUGUAUUCAGUCCCUCAGGCAAGAAAUAGUCUAUAACUAGAGUAGCCUUGUAUUGGUCAUCCAAGACCAUAUAUCUCAGAUGUAGUUUACCAGGGAAUCCAUGUGCCUUUUAAAAGAGCACAAAAGAUAUAUGAUCUUGUUGAAUUUAGAGUCUGUCAAGAGGAUUUAUUAAUCAGACACUUCCCAGCCGUGUGACCCUGGGCAAGUCACUUAACCCUCACUGCCUAGCCCUUAUUGCUCUUCUGCCUUGGAACCAAUACACAGUAUUGAUUCCAAGAUGGAAGGUGAGUUUAAAAAAAAAAAAAAAGAGGAUUUAUUAAGCACCUCCCGUGUGCUUUGGGGCCAAAAGGAGCUAUAAAGGAAGCACAGUCAGUGUUCAUUUUUGAAAGUUGGCCACCAGAUGAUGAAUCUUAUUGGUUUUGAUGGCUCACCAAAAGGACAAACAUCCCCACUUUUAAAAGGAAAACAAAAGUCUGAAUGAGAAAAUGAGAAUUUCAUAACAAUUCUCAGGUAAUUCCCCAGGUAACACCACCAGUUUCUAGUUUCCAAAGAGGGAAGUCCUUUAAUCUAAGAGGAACUGAAGACAUUUAUAAUUCAUCUGCUGUGAUAUCAUGACACAAGCCAUUAAUUCCAAGCAUUUUGCAUGAGGAAAUUCAAUAUGGAGAAAGACUCCACAGAAACUAUUGACAGCAGGAACUCUAGUGACCGUGCUGGGAGUUGGGCAUGACGUCCUCUGAUUGUCAGGAUUGUGUGAUGAAGUCUUUUCAUCCUGCAAGAGUUCUCUGGCUUAUCAGCAUGUCCUGGAUAAGAGGAAUAGUCUUGAAUCAGUGACAAACCUGAAUUAGCAAACACUCAUAAGCAAGUGAAAGACCACAGGUCAGCCCAGGAAAUCAACCCCACUGAUCAACAAAGUCUCUAAAGAGCUUUGCUUUAAUAAGGAAAAUGCUUCAUAAUGAACAUUUCAAUUGUCCAUGUGUUCUAAGGUUCUGAAAAACAGUUCAUCUGCUUUUGACAAACAAAAAACCUCCCCCACCAUUCCCUUUGCACUAUUAAUUUGCACUUUCUACAGAGAUUGAGUAAACAGAAGAAGAGAGAGGAAGGAAUAGUAGAGAAGGUGGAUGAGGAGAAGGGAGCAACUGAAAGUCUGUGGGACAGGAUGAGAGGGAACAAUGGAGCUGGGAAAGGAAGAUUGGGCAUGGGAGUUGGAGGGACAAAGAGUGUUGGGCUACAUGCUCCAGCCUACAUUCCUUAGGGCUUUUGCUCUGGCCUAUAGAAGGGUCAUAAGCUCUUGCCAGCUACAGAUCUCCUGGACCAAGGCCAUAUCCCCAUCCCUUAAUACUGGAAAGAGGACUGAAGCCCAGGCAUCUAAUGCCACCUUCACCUCUAACUACCAGUAUGCUCUUAGGGAAGUGAUUUUCCCUCUCAAUCUCAAUUUCUUCAUCUAAACAGAAGACAGAGGGGGCAGCUGGGUAGCUUGAGAGUCAGGCCCAGAGAUGGGAGGUCCUGGGUUCAAAUAUGGCCUCAGACACUUCCCAGCUGUGUGACCCUGGGCAAGUCACUUAACCCCCAUUGCCUAGCCCUUACCACUCUUCUGCCUUGGAACCAAUACACAGUAUUGAUUCCAAGACAGAAGGUAAGGGUUUAAAUUUUAAAAAUAAAUAAAUAAUGAAUAAAAAUAAAAGGAAAGGCAUAAAUUAAAUGACCUAGAAGGUUCCUUUUACCUCUGUAUUCUCAUCAAUCUCACAGUCAUCAAAUCUAAAUGAAUGGAGUUUUGUGUCACCUUAGAGGAAAACAAUGUAAACACCAUAAGAACUCCAUUUUCUCUAAUAAUGAGGAUCUAUAUAGAUAGAGAGAGAAGAAGUGACUAAAAUGCUGGAAGCAUAAGUUGGAGAGUGAUGAAGGAGUUUGUUGAAUUUUGAAAUGGAUUGCUCAUCACAGAUGAUCCCCUUUGGGGAAGAUCCCAAAGGAGGGAUUCACAACCAGAAGUAAAGAGAGGGAACAAACUGCCACAAUGUCAUUUAGAGAUGUGAUCAUGGGAAGUUUGAAUAUUUCAAGGAUGGAACCUCAGUGCCAGGAAGAUCCAAAUUCAAGUUAUUAUUCCAAUGACAGACAAACUGCCUGUGUGAUUCCAGUAAAUUAUUUAACUUCUCAGAAUUCAAGUCAUCUCUCUAAGGUUGUAAAUUGCAAGGAAGAUGCUGACCAAUAGAAGGAGUUUCCUUAACCAGAAGUUCCCAAUAAUGAAGAAAUUAGAGGUCUAAGACUAUCCCUAUAUAUCAAUAAAACCCAGAUAUUGCAGAUAUCCAGGUGUUGAACUCAACUACAUGUCAGUACCACUGAAUUUAGCAGGGGACUUCUUUAACUUUGUGAAACUGGACUCAUGGGAGUAGAAAGGCUUAGAGUAGGGACGGGGGUGAAUUACUCUCAGCCCAUCAUGCUAAGUUUUAAUAAACACUUGAAAAAACA